ACUGCCACUCUCACUCCUGCAUUUGGUGGAGGAGAUAGGAGAUGGUGGCAGUCCUGGACAGCCUUGUCUGAACUGGGAAGCUAAGCUGAAUCUGACCAGGGUAUAUUAUAAUGAAAUGCUGGACACUGAAUCAGAGCCAAUUGGCCAGAAGCCAUCCUUUUUGGCUGCUUGUCCAAUUGACCCUCAUUGCAAUCUGAUAACCAUCAUGGACCCAAGGGAAAUGAGCACUGGAGGCCUGAGGCAAAGAAGGUCUCAGGAGCAGACCAGGGGGGAAGAGGAAGCACAAUUACUCAGUGCAGAAGCUGAACACUGGGAGAAAAUUAAUGCCCACAUCCAAUGGAAGAGACACCUGGAGGUAAUGAAGGCGAAGGUACUAGAACAGGUACACAGUCAGCUGAGUGAUCUCUUAGAUAAGGCCUUGGAAGAAACAGCUCAUUCCAGACCCCAGCAAUUGAGCGUCAUCCCAGCAAAGAAGCAAAGCAGAGAGAAGGGUCAGCUACUGAAGAAGAAAGUCUUUGUCCCUCAACGGUCCUUGUUUGACACAUUGCUGGAGGUGGAACAUUUCGGCUCAAUCCAUCACAUAUUUGUUGCCGUGCUCUGUAUCUUUGUCCUCAAACAAAUCAUUGUGGAUUCCAUCGAUGAAGGACGUCUUGUUUUGGAUUUUGAGCUCUUUAUCAUUGGCUUUCAACAGCUGCCCACAGCACUCUUGGCCUGGCUCUGCAUGUUCCUCUACACCUUAUUUGUGCCCUAUCAGGCCCUGCAAAUGUGGUCAGGCUGCUUGAAGACGACCAGGUUCCCCAACCUCUUGACGGUCACCUUGGUGUUCCUGGUGCUGCUCUGCCAUGCUGCAGUGCUGGGAUUCUUCCCUGUCUAUAUUACUGUCUACUGUAAUUUGGGAAUUGCCUCCCGUAAAAUUGUCCUCUUUGAGCAGAUCCGGUUCCUGAUGAAAAGCUACUCAUUUCUGCGAGAAUCGAUGCCUCCUCUUCUCCACGCUAGGAACCAAGUUGCUGUCCCUGAAUUCUCAACCUACUUAUAUUUUCUCUUCUGCCCAACUUUGAUCUACAGAAUGAGCUAUCCAAGAGAUCCAUACAUCCGCUGGAGUUACGUCAUCCGAAAACUGGUUGAGUUCUUGGCUGGUAUAUAUUUUGUGAAUUUCCUUCUGAAAUACUACUUCAUCCCUAACUUGGGCAACAUGCAUAAGCAGCCUUUCACCAUCAAAACCCUGCUGCUCUCCAUCUUUGAUUCAGUUAUACCUGGGAUAUCAUUUCUAUUCGUGGUCUUCUAUUUCUUCCAGGACUGCUGGCAAAACAUAUUUGCUGAGAUCCUGCGCUUUGCGGACCGUUCUUUCUACAAGGACUGGUGGAAUUCCACAUCAUUCUGCAUUUUUCGGUCAUGGAAUGGGAUUGUACACGAUUGGCUGUACUGCUAUAUUUAUCAAGAUUUUCUGUGGCUGAUAGGAGGGAGAGCCCGAGCUGGAGCUAUGUUCAUGGUCUUCCUUUUGUCAGCGGUUAUCCAUGAAUACCUCUUCACCUUGGCUUUUGGCUUCUUCUUUCCCGUCAUGUUUGUGCUUUUUGCCAUGACUGGAGUGUUCUUUAAUUUUGUUCUCAAUGAUAAGAGAAAAGGCCCUUUCUGGAACAUCAUCAUAUGGAUAUGCCUCUGUUUGGGCCUAGCGAUCUUUUUCUCCUUAUACUGCCAAGAGUGGUUUGCACAGGCCCACUGUCCACUCAAGGAGAAGACCUUCUGGGAAGUGACUCCACGCUCCUGGUAUUGCCAUGCAUAAGCAACUAUUUCCAGCCUACUCUAACCUUCUACUUUGCUUCAAAAAUGAUGUCUCACAAGGGUAGCAAUUAUCCUGCUGCUGCAGCAACAAGGACUCCCAGCACAUCAUGCAUCUCCUCCACUCCGUCCAUGGAAAGCUGCAUUUGGAAAUUCCUUACCUGAGAGUGCUAAAAUUUGGUUUGUAGGUUUGAAGGUUCUCAUCUAGUAGAGACAAAACAUCUACAAAGAUCCCUGCUGUGUGAAGUUUGUUGGUCUUCUGGGUGCUCAAAAUCCAGGCAAAAGGGGCUAAGGAAAAUUUAUAAAUGACAAUCUUUAGUUGCCUCCAGGAUUUACAAAACUAAUUUUCAUUCUUAAACUACUUAAAAGAAAACAUGAAAGCUUCAUCCUAAAAUGUAGGUUAUCCCACAUCCCAGCUUUAAUCCAAACUCUGUUGCUUUUAUGACAGCAUUCAGUCUUCCAGAUACAUUGAAAUCCAGCUCCCACAAGGUCCAUUGAUUAGGAAUGAUGGAAGUUAGAAUUCAACAAUAUCAGAAGUACUGCUUAUAUUUUCUACCUUUAGACUUUCAUUCAACAUUUUAUCUCCAGCAGUAAGGAAGGGAAUCUGAAUUGCCACCAGCAGUAUCCAUUCAAUGCCUCCUUUAGUGGUGAAUGAUUUUUGAAACUAUAUUUGGAAAUAAAAACAGAUUAUGCUAA
Molecule: messenger RNA, 2472 nt
Organism: Thamnophis elegans (Western terrestrial garter snake)
Lineage: Eukaryota; Metazoa; Chordata; Lepidosauria; Squamata; Natricidae
Product: sterol O-acyltransferase 2-like
Biological process (GO): cholesterol metabolic process; cholesterol efflux
Cellular component (GO): endoplasmic reticulum membrane
Molecular function (GO): cholesterol O-acyltransferase activity; cholesterol binding; fatty-acyl-CoA binding
Source: RefSeq, a predicted model, not a curated record